AUGAGUGAUAAAGAGCCACUAUUAAAGAAACAUAAUAAAUCACCUAUUGACAAUGAUAGCGACAAUGAAAAUAAAAGUUCUUUUGAUUGGCGUCAAUAUUUCAAUCAGCAAAAGACUAAUGCUAGGAACAAACAGUUAGAUGAUGAGAUCAAACAAACAAAUAAAGAUAUUCCAAUUAGUGUUUUUGAAUUGUUUCGAUUUGCUGAUUGUAUUGAUCUUCUUCUUAUAAUUAUUGCUCUGUGUUUCAUGGUGGGAGAUAUAUUUUGUCUUCUCGCAGAUAUAAUUCUGUUUGGUCGAAUCACAGGAUUAUUUGCCGCUACAUCUUUUGCUGUUGAUUGUCAUAAUCAAUAUAAAAAUUCACUAUCUAAAAUUAUCAAUAAUAGUGUAUGUCCUUUUGGUAUUGAUCUUAAUCCAUUAAAUUAUGAUCGAUUACACAAAUUAUGCCAUUAUGAUAAUAAAACUAUUUCAUCGAUAUUAUCUCCAUUGACUCCUUUAUUUCGAGAAAAUAUCAUGCACUUAGUUUAUUUGUUCUUCGUUCCAAUCGUUGUUGGUAGUUCAUUGAUGUUUGCUAAGCUCAUCACGAAAGAAACAGAAGAACAAUUAAGUACAUAUUCAAAAGCUGGGCAAAUCGCUCAAGAAGUAUUUAGUUCAUUAAGAACUGUUCUUUCAUUCAAUGGAAGCAAAUGGCAACAAAAACAAUAUGAUAAAGAAUUAAAACUAAAUGAAUGGUAUACUGUACGCAAAGAUGCUACAUUUGGCGCUUAUACUGGUUGGUUAUUUUUUAUAAACUUUGUAGUUUAUUCAAUUGGUUUCACUUUUGGUUCUAUUCUUAUAUCUUAUGGAAAUUAUCGUACACUGACCAUUAGUGAUAUUCUUGUUGUUGUAAAUAUGUUUGCACAAGCUUUAGGUUAUCUUAAUCAUAUUGGACCUUUCUUUCAAUCAAUUUCGGAAGCUCAAGGUGCAGCAGUUUCCGUAUUUCGACUUAUUGAUGAGAUGCAUGAUGAAAAUAUCAAUGAAAGAGAAAUAUUGGAAGAGAACAUAUCUGAUGAAAAAUCAAUUUCGACUAUCAAUGGUGAUAUUGAAUUUGACAAUGUUAGUUUUUCUUAUCCAUCUAGAGAAAAUGUAACAGCUUUGAAUAAUCUCAAAUUGAUUGCUCGUGCGAAUCAAACAACAGCGCUUGUAGGUUCAAGUGGCUGUGGAAAAAGUACAUGUGUGUUACUUCUUCUUCGCUACUAUGAACCUUCCUCAGGCAGAAUUAUAAUUGAUGGUCAGUCAAUUACAGAUUAUAAAAUCAAACAAUUUCGUCAAAAUAUUGGAGUUGUUAGUCAAGAACCUAUUCUAUUUGGAAUAAGUAUUUAUGAAAAUAUUCGUUUUGGUAAAAUGAAUGCAACACGUGCAGAGAUUGAACAAGCAGCAGAACAAGCUAAUGCACAUAAAUUCAUUAUGAAAUUACCAAAUAAAUAUGAAACACUUGUUGGUGAACGUGGUAUACAAUUGAGCGGUGGGGAAAAACAACGUAUUGCAUUAGCUCGUGCACUUGUUAAACAACCUAGCAUUCUUUUGUUAGAUGAAGCAACAAGUGCACUUGAUAAUGUUAGUGAGAGAAUUGUUCAAGAAGCACUUGAUCGAGCAUGCAAAAAUCGUACAACAAUAGUUAUUGCUCAUCGUUUGACAACGAUCCAAAAUGCUGAUUAUAUAUAUGUAUUAGAUAAAGGAAGUGUUAUUGAAGAAGGUACACAUGAAACAUUAUUGGCAAAAGAAGGAGGUAAAUAUCAAACAAUGGUCAAAAUGCAACAAUCUGAAAAAAUGAUUGGUACACAAGAUGGCUUAAUGAAUAUGGAAAAAGCAGCAGCUGAAGAUGAAGAACAAAUAUUGGAACGUAUUCGUCUACUGAGCGAAAGCGAAUCAAUUGAUAUAAAUCAGGAAUUUAAUGAUUGUAAAUAUACUGAUAUACGUCAUCGAGUGUUGAUUACAUGUAGUUUAUUAAUUCUUACUGGCGCUGUUUUUAUGAUUCUUCAUUUUUUCCAAUUUGUGACUUUUGGAAUCGCAGGAGCGAAAUUAGUUAGUCGCCUUCGUUCAAAAGCUUUCGGAUGUUUUCUUCGUCAAGAAGUCGCUUAUUUUGAUCGACCUGAAAACAGUUCUGGUGCAAUAUGUACUCAUCUUUCUUCUAAUGCAGCUGCUAUUCAAGAUAUGGCUGGUACAAGAUUAGGUGUUAUUUGUCAAACUUUAUCCAUGUCUGCUUUUGGCUUGUUACUCGGCUCUUUUUACAACUGGCAAUUAACAAUAACCGUUGCUAUUCCUUUCGUUAUCCUGCUAAUUGUCCUUAUUAUUCGAAUACGGUUGAGUUCAUGGUUGAAAACACAAACUGAUCUCAUUUAUUCUCAAGCUAGCACGCUUGCUGUUGAAGUUAUUACCAAUAUGCGUACAGUAAAACAGUUAUCAAUAGAAAAUGAAGUUUUACGACAAUAUUCGAAUAUGAUUGAUCAAGUGUUAAUGAUUUCUGCUUUUGGAAUAUUCGCAUUUGAAGCAAUAAAAGUUGUUGGAAUUUUAGCAGAACGUAUUGGUGCAUCAUUUGCUGCUUCUCACGCAUUUUUUGAUCUAUUUGAUCGAGUACCAACUAUUGAUAAUGGAUCUAAUAAAGGACAAGAAUUAACUAACCUUAGUGGCGAAACAGAAUUUGAUCAAGUUAAAUUUAUUUAUCCAAGUCGUCCAACAGUUCUUGUUCUCAAUAAACUUCAAUUGUCGAUUAAAUCAGGUCAACGUAUAGCUCUUGUUGGUGCAUCUGGAUGUGGAAAAUCAACAAUAGUUCAAUUACUAGAAAGAUUUUAUGACGUUACACAAGGACAAUUAACUCUUGAUGGUGUUGAUAUUCGACAAUUAAAUAUUCAAUGGCUUCGUUCUCGUUUGGGUGUUGUUAGUCAAGAACCAGUUUUAUUUGAUUUAACAAUUGCUGAAAAUAUAACAUAUGGAUUAGAAAAUAUAUCAAUUGAUGAAAUUAUUCUUGCUGCAACUAAAGCUAAUAUCCAUCAAUUUAUUCAACAAUUACCUCUAGGUUAUGAAACAAAGGUUGGAGUAAAAGGUAGUUUUUUAUCAGGUGGUGAAAAACAACGCAUUGCUAUUGCUCGAGUUCUUAUUCGUCGACCUAAAAUAUUAUUAUUAGAUGAAGCUACAAGUGCUAUGGAUCCAUACAAUGAACAAAUAGUACAAGAAACUCUUGAUCAAGCUCAAAUAGAAGAUCCUAGUCGAACAUCAAUUAUUAUUGCACAUCGUCUUUCAACAAUACGUUCAUGUGAUUUAAUACAUGUACUUGAAAUGGGUCGUAUAGUAGAAAGUGGUACUCAUACAGAACUAAUACAAAAAGGUGGAAUUUAUUAUACAAUGUUAAAUGCUCAAAACAGCGUACAAUAA
Adineta steineri is the source of this 3408-nucleotide messenger RNA. NCBI's taxonomy places the organism in Eukaryota, Metazoa, Rotifera, Eurotatoria, Adinetida, Adinetidae. The record is from the annotation of a GenBank genome assembly.